Messenger RNA from Talpa occidentalis (Iberian mole), 970 nucleotides. RefSeq names its product very-long-chain 3-oxoacyl-CoA reductase-like. Gene Ontology annotation, cellular component: endoplasmic reticulum. The transcript has a single exon. Bases 41 to 970 code for a protein of 309 amino acids. NCBI's taxonomy places the organism in Eukaryota, Metazoa, Chordata, Mammalia, Eulipotyphla, Talpidae. Gene Ontology annotation, molecular function: oxidoreductase activity. The record is from RefSeq and is a predicted model, not a curated record.
CCCUCCAAUUCACGUUGCUAGUGAGGCCUGGUGGAAAGCCAUGGAGCACGUUCUCCCUGCCGCCGGCUUUCUGUACUGGGUGGGAGCAGGCACCGAGGCUUACCUGGCCCUGCGCAUCUCGUGCUCUCUCUUGAUGGCCCUUCGGCUCUGGAUUUUGGAUCACGAGCCUGGGGUCGGACCCAAGCUGGGCGAAUGGGCAGUUGUCACAGGUAGCACUGAUGGAAUUGGCAAAUCAUAUGCAGAACAGUUAGCAAAGUGUGGCAUGAAGAUUGUCCUUAUCAGCAGAUCACAAGAUAAACUGAACCAGGUUUCCAGUAAAAUAAGAGAAAAAUUUAAGGUGGACACAAAGACCAUUGCUGUUGACUUUACCUCAGAAGAUAUUUAUGACAAAAUUAAAACAAGCUUGGCAGGCCUUCAAAUUGGUGUUUUAGUGAACAAUGUGGGCAUGUCAUAUGAGUAUCCUGAAUACUUUUUGGAAAUUCCAGACCUGAACAAUACCAUCAAGAAACUGAUAAACAUUAAUGUUCUUUCUGUUUGCAGGAUGACACGAUUGGUGCUGCCCGGCAUGGCUGGAAGAUCUAAAGGGGCGAUUCUGAACAUCUCCUCUGUGAGCGGCAUGUACCCAGUUCCGCAGCUCACCAUCUACUCUGCAACUAAGGCUUUUGUAGAUUUCUUCUCGCAGCGCCUCCACGAGGAGUAUAAGAGCAAGGGCAUCUUUGUGCAGAGUGUCCUGCCAUUCUGCGUAGCUACGAAACUGGCUAAAAUCCGAAAGCCGACUUUGGAUAAGCCGUCUGCAGACACGUUUGUGAAAGCUGCAGUUAAAACCGUGGGCCUGCAAUCCCGAACCGACGGAUACCUGAUCCAUUCUCUUCUAGGCUCAGUGAUGUCACUCAUGCCUUCUUGGAUGUAUUUCAACAUGAGCAUGUCUUUAAACAAGUCACAGAGUAGUUUCUAUACAAUAGAUAACUGA